AUGAUGACUGUGUUCCCCGCCAGGUCCGAGUGGUGUGACCGCGCGCUGCCGCGGGGAUGCAGCCCGAGUGAAUCUGAGGUGUACAUACACCGGGAGGUGUGGACGCCGCUUUGGCAGUUGUUGGCAGCGAAGUCAAAACGUGCCAAGGUUUUGUCGCUCAGGUUACUCGUGGUCUUUUGCAUCCACGUGUCUCUUGCCUGCUUUUGCGGGGGCUUUGAAACGCCGUGUCGCGUGCCUCUUUUUGGCGGGUCGUUACUGGCUGCAGCGGCUGCCAGCGCGCGAGAGCCUGGCGCGAAAGUAGUCAGCGACUCAGGCAGCCCCACCCUGAAGGAGGUAGCCGCGGACGUUUCCGCGGAAGGCGUGGCGGAAGAAGAGGAGCGACACUCGCGUCGACCCCUGCCGUCUUCCUUCCCUGCCGCUACCGCUAAUGACUCCAACUUCGAGGAGUCAUCGAAAGAUGGUGCGGACGGACGGCGAUCCUUCUCGGAUGUCGUGGGCGCGCUUGGAGACGCAGGAGUGCCGCCGCUGGAUGAGAGUCUCAAAACGCUGCCAGAAGCAACGCCCGUAGGCGCACGCGUACGCGCCACGGCUGCGGCGGGUUUCGCGACAGACAAGGCCCAGGAGAGUGGGCGCAGCGGCGCGGAGGCGAGUGUCGCCGUAAAGGCGUCUCUCGACUUCAUGGGACAGGCGGCAAACCUCGGGGAUGGCACUUGGUCGCUGCCCGAGCCCGAAGGCGCUCAUGUCGUUCCUUCGCUCGCAGCUCGCCCCGCGUUUUCAGACGGCGUGUCUACUCUGUUUGUGGUAAACCAGCCUUCUGGGAAAGGCGGCGCCGGGCGUCAGGGAGAGUCUGAGCGAUCCCGCUCUGGCCGCUUGGCAGGGAUAGACGCAGGGGCGCUUUUGCAAGCUGCCACCGCCAGCCUCGUCAAGGAUAUCCUGAAGUGCUUUCGCAUUCCUCCGUCGGCUCUCUCGCUGCGGAACGACACGAGCAGGCGCCUGUUCAUGGCAGGCGACGAGACGGCGAAUACCCUGUCUCUGCGCGGUGUCCAGAUGGCCGCGACACGGCGAGAGCCGGGUGUGGGGGCCGACGAGGCCAGGGAGACGAGCCCGAGAGGGGUGAGCGUAGAGGGAGAGACAGGUGGGAGGGCGAAGGGCAGCGAGGCCGCCGGCGGCGGCGCCUACGAGCCGGAGGUCUUUCAGGGGAUUGCCGAACAGGUCCUUGGCCUCGCCACCGACUUCGACGGAACUGUGACAGACACACAGCGCCCGGCCCCGCGCCAGGAGACUCCACAGGGCGCAGGCCGCGACGCCGAGGAAGGCUCGACGCCUGAAGGAACCGGCACCGAACACGCCCUCGUGGCAGCGCAGAAGGAGGAGCCGCCGCAAGAGGAGUACGUCGACACGUGCGUCACUCUCUUUGCUCUCGCAAAGAAGCGCGCAAGCGACCCUGCGGUCUUUGAUGCAGCUGUGGACGAAGCCGUGAAAAUCUACAGCGCCGGCGUCAAGAAGAUCAUGACUCGACUCCUUUCGACCCUGCCGGCAGACUCCGGAUCCCAAGGCGAGAAGGCGCGCGCGACGCGGAGUGGAGACAGUUCGCGUUGGCUGGGUGAACUCGGUGGGCUCUGCGCGUGCCCCGCGACAGUCGAAGCAGAGAAAGAGGACGCGACGAGGUAUGCACACCGGCACGGCGCUCCGGUCUCGCCGAGUGCGUCGGUCUCACCUUCUUCCUCCCUCGCCUCGAGUGUUUCUUCGCCGAGCUCCUCUCUUUCCUUCUCGCCACUGGCGACCGGCGCACAGGCUGCAGAAGAGCAACGGGCGGCGCGAACGCCAGAGGGGGCGGCAGGAGAUGACGCGAAAGUGGGCGCCGGGGAAGGCCCGCGCGGCCUGAAGGGCGUCGCCGCGGGGCUGCGCCACGCUGUCGAGGAACUUGACGCGUACGAGCAGGAAAUGGCCAACACGCCGCUUACGCGGUUCAUCCUGCAGGGCAUCCGCAGAGACACUUUCGAAUCUGACCUCCUCGAGGUGGCGAACUCGAUUUCGCUCAUCAAACCGGUGGCGCUCGAGACGAUUGUUCGCCUGCGUGCCCUGGGCAAACCGGUCACGUUCAUUUCUCACUCCUGGAGUUCGCGCCUGCUGGCGGUGACGCUGCGGCACGCUGUCUCGGAGACUCUCUCCUCAUGCCUCGCCGAAAGGAGACAGCGGAGACGCCCAGAGGCAGCCCAGGCGGGCGAGGGAGAGGGCGAAGACGAGGGCGAGGACACGCGAGAGUUGUCGGCGACGUGGGCGGCGACUGCGCUCGUGGAGGGGAUUCAAUUUUACGCAAACGAGCUCGUCUUCGAUGAAAACGGAAUCAGCACAGGCGUCGUUGAACCGCGCUGCGUGACGCUGGACGCGAAGCGCAGAUUUACGCGGCACACCCGGAAGGAGGCUCUGAGGCUUAUGAGGCGGCGUUUCGACGCGGCAGAAGGCGCGCAAGCACCGAACGCCACGGGCCUCGAAGGAGACGCUUCGCGGGGAACAAGGCACGAAAAGAGAGGCGACAGAGAUCGCUACUGGCUUGUCUUUGUCGGCGACACGUAUGCGGACAUCCUCGCCCUUCUCGAAGCGGACAUCGGCAUCAUCAUGGGCUCGCCGAACCGAAAGCUGGAAGGGGUUCUCUUCCACGGCGGGGUAGUUUUACGCCCGCUCGCGUGGCUGACUGAGAAUUUCCGGCGGCAGCUUCAGCAGCACCAGGCGACUCUUUCUUCUUCCUUUCCGUCUGCCACGAGCUCCUCGCGUGCGUCGCGAGCGCGAGGGAGCUUUCGCUUCCGUCUCCCCUCCCGAGAGACCUGCUGCUGCUGCCCCGCUGCAGUCGCGGAGUUUCCCUCGCAGGCGGAGGCCGCGGGGGGGGAGCGGCGCGGGCGCUGUCGGGUGCUGUAUGUGGCGCAGAACUGGGGCGAGAUCUACGAGUUGCUCUUUGGGGAGUGGCCUACACAGGCGUGA
This is a messenger RNA of Besnoitia besnoiti, 2979 nucleotides long. RefSeq lists its product as uncharacterized. The transcript is spliced from 6 exons. Lineage: Eukaryota; Apicomplexa; Conoidasida; Eucoccidiorida; Sarcocystidae. The record is from RefSeq and is a predicted model, not a curated record. Gene Ontology annotation, cellular component: cytosol. The coding region runs from base 1 to 2979 and encodes 992 amino acids.